This is a messenger RNA of Tribolium madens (black flour beetle), 1065 nucleotides long. RefSeq names its product phenoloxidase-activating factor 2-like. Lineage: Eukaryota; Metazoa; Arthropoda; Insecta; Coleoptera; Tenebrionidae. Gene Ontology annotation, molecular function: serine-type endopeptidase activity. The transcript has 2 exons. Bases 1 to 1065 code for a protein of 354 amino acids. Gene Ontology annotation, biological process: proteolysis. The record is from RefSeq and is a predicted model, not a curated record.
AUGUUCAGUUUCAAACAAUUUCUAUUUCUAAUUUCUUUCAAGUUUGCAAUUUCUUCGUAUUUCGAUGAAAAUAUCAGUGAAAUUCAAUGUAAAUGUGUCCCACCGCAUUUAUGUGCGGAUCAUGAUGAAGCUGCCAAUGGACAGGGAUUAUUGGAUAUCCGAUUUGAGGACGACUCUUGCCCGAAUCAUUUUGACGUCUGUUGUGAGACUCCUUUAGAAACCAGUCCGAAACCCUUGCCGUCAAAAAAAUGCGGUUUUGCAAAUUCUCAAGGUAUUGGCCCGCGCAUUACAUCCGAUUCGGAAGUGGUUCAAUUCGGGGAACUCCCCUGGACUGUCCUUGUUUUUGUAACCUCGCAAACCGUCGAAAAAGCGCCGUUAAUAUGCGGGGGUUCCUUAAUCCACCCUCAGGUGGUUCUAACUGCCGGUCAUUGCGUCUCCACCACCUCUUCUGACACUGUGAAAGUGCGAGCAGGCGAAUGGAACAUCAAGAGAACAGACGAACCCUACCCUCACCAAGACGAAUUUGUGAAGGAAAUCCUCGUUCACCCGCAAUACAAAACGGGCACUUUAUGGAACGACAUAGCUUUGCUUGUUCUGAAUCAAGCAUUUGUUGUGAAAGCAAAUAUCGGCUUCAUUUGUUUGCCGGGGGGAAAAUUAAAAGUUGAUGAGAAGCGGUGUGUGGCGAGCGGUUGGGGACGCAAAGCGACGGCGAGGGGAAGAUUGUCGGCGGUUUUGAAAAAGGUGACGGUGCCGUUAGUUGGAAGGAAUAAGUGUCAAAAGGCACUGAGAGGGACCAAGUUGGGGAAAGCGUUCAGGUUGCACAAGAGUUUUAUGUGUGCAGGAGGGGAGAAGAACAGGGAUGCUUGCAAAGGAGACGGAGGAAGUCCCUUGAUUUGUCCCUUGGAGGAGGAAGGGAGGUUUGUUCAAGUAGGAAUUGUUUCGUGGGGGAUUGGAUGCGGAGGAAAUAAAACGCCAGGGGUUUAUGUCAAUUUGCCGAUGUAUACGAACUGGGUUGAUAGGCAUAUGAAAGAAAGGAAUUUUUCAACUAGUUAUUAUAAGGUGUAG